Molecule: messenger RNA, 1253 nt
Organism: Trematomus bernacchii (emerald rockcod)
Lineage: Eukaryota; Metazoa; Chordata; Actinopteri; Perciformes; Nototheniidae
Exons: 2
Coding region: 415-867 (150 amino acids)
Source: RefSeq, a predicted model, not a curated record
ACUUUGAGAAACACUGUAGUGUUCUGAGUGUUUGUCAGGGGGUUUGUUGUGUGUCAGAGUUCUGUGGAUCCAAACCUUCAGUUUCUGUUGAUCUCCUCUCUGCUUCUCCCUGGAGACGAUGGACGAGGAGAAAGGAGGGAGGAACCAGAAAGCAGGAGAAAGGAGGGAGGAACCAGAGGGCAGGAGAAAGGAGUGCAGGAGAAAGGAAGGAGGAAACAGGAGAAAGGAGGGAGGAAAGGAGGGAGGAAACAAGGGAGGAAACAGAGUACACUUCAUUCACAUGUUAUCGUGUAAUAAAUAAUAUCCACGCUGUGACUCUGAUCUUUAUUAACAUCCUCUCUGCUCAACAACCAGUGUGUUCUUUACAAAUCAUUAGAAAACUGUACAGUACCAAAGCACAUAGAAAAGGACUCCAUGAAGGAUCCUUCCUCCUCCUCCUCUCUAGACCUCAGGAGCAAGGACUCCAUGAAGGAUCCUUCCUCCUCCUCCUCUCUAGACCUCAGGAACAAGGACUCCAUGAAGGAUCCUUCCUCCUCCUCCUCUCUAGACCUCAGGGACAAGGACUCCAUGAAGGAUCCUUCCUCCUCCUCCUCUCUAGACCUCAGGAACAAGGACUCCAUGAAGGAUCCUUCCUCCUCCUCCUCUCUAGACCUCAGGGACAAGGACUCCAUGAAGGAUCCUUCCUCCUCCUCCUCUCUAGACCUCAGGAACAAGGACUCCAUGAAGGAUCCUUCCUCCUCCUCUCUAGACCUCAGGAGCAAGGACUCAGCAGAUCACACGUCUAAAGAACAGGAGCCUCACGCUGCAUGCAGCCGCUUCAGAAAGAGAGAGCUCUUCACACCAGGAGUAUUCACUGACAGGUCAUAGGGUCACUAUCUCUUCAGCUUGAGUUCACCACAGACCUUAUUUCAGGGUCACCACAAACACAUUCAGAGAACCAUUGACCUCCGGACCAGGGGACAGGAAGUGACAGACACUUCUUCAAUACAUAGAUAUAUACUUAUAUUCUGUUGAAGUCUCUUAAAUAUUGAAGUUUCACAGAAAGGUUUGGGUUAAAGGUCUUUUCUGUUUCACAUGAGUUUAUAUUUGAGCCGCCACAGAUCUACUUUGGAGACAGCUGUUGUCCUGUGGGGUCAAUGGUUGGAGAUAUUCACAUCAUUGAUCUGACUUCCUGUAACCUAGAGCAGUGCUUCUCAAAGUGUGGUCCGCGGACCACUGGUGGUCCGUGAGCGCCCCCUAGUGGUCCGUGAGUA